This is a messenger RNA of Plasmodium vinckei vinckei, 3492 nucleotides long. RefSeq names its product conserved Plasmodium protein, unknown function. Lineage: Eukaryota; Apicomplexa; Aconoidasida; Haemosporida; Plasmodiidae. The record is from RefSeq and is a predicted model, not a curated record. The transcript has 4 exons. Bases 1 to 3492 code for a protein of 1163 amino acids.
AUGAGGAAAAUAAAAAAAGACGAGAUAGUGAACGUAUUGUUCACAAUAUUUUUGGUGAUGGUUCAACAACUUUCAUUAUUAUAUAUCAUAUUAAAUAAUACAAAUAAUUAUUUAUAUUUCAGUUUUUUAGCAAUAGAUAUAUAUUUAUGUAUAUAUAUGAUAUGGAGUUUAUAUGAUUAUAAUAAUGCAGGAGUAAAAAUAUCAAUAGAAUGGAUGAUUUAUAUGAUAACAUUAAGUUUGAAGAUGAUUAUAUUUUGUUUUGUAAUAAUUCAAAUUGAAAAAGCAAAAAAAAGUGGCAAUCCUUUUUUUAUAUAUUUAGGUAAUGAUGUAUUAGUAUAUAAUUUAAUAUAUAUGACCCCAUUUAUUUAUUUAUUAUUUUCAUUGAGAAGUAGAAAUAUAUUAGAAUAUAUAUUAAGUAAUCAAAUAACUAUUGAAAACAUAUUAAGUAUUGAUGUAAAUAUAAUUAAUUUAUUUGAUAUAAUUGACUUAACAUUUAUGUAUUCCCAUUUGACAACUAUUUAUAAAAUAUUAUCAGACUCAGAAUAUUAUACCAUUCAAAAAGUAUAUAUUAUGCUAGUUAUAGUUAUUGUAUCUAUGCUAUUAUUUGCUUUUUAUUUCCCUAUAUAUACUAAUAUAGAAAAAUCAUAUUCCUAUGAUGAUAUAGAUACAAAUUUUGGUGUUAAAAAUAAAAUUAUUCGAAAAAAAAGACCCGAAAUAAAUUAUCAAGACAAUUUUUUAAAAAAUGAAAGUAGACUUAUUUCAAGAAAACCCAUGUUGCUAGAUACAAAAGGGGGACAAACAAAUGGAAAUGAAACUGGUAUGAACAAUAUUAGUCGGUAUGUUAAUCAUGCGAAGACUUUUUUAAAUAUAUAUGACUCAAAUAAAAAACCAUUAAAAAUGACAAAUACAAUUAAAUAUAAAAAUAAUGAUAAAUCCAAAGUAUCAGAAAAAAAAAUAUUAUUUUCAUCAUCAGAAUCUAUGUAUUCACAAAAAUCACUUUCAACAACACCAUCUUCUUUUUAUUCACAAAAUAAUUCAAAUGAUAUAUUAAGUGAAAGUGUAUUUUCUUCUACAUCUUCUUCAAAUACAUCUGCUUUUUCAUAUGAAGUGUCUGAUUAUUCUAAAUCUCGUUCUAAUGAUUCACCCAUGUCUUCUUCUUCAUCACAAACAUCAUCAUCUCAUUCUUCUAACGCUCCAAUUUCUGCAUAUCUACCUUCUUUUUUUUCUUUUACUUCUAAAAAUCACAAAAACAAUAAUUCAUAUAAUAAAAAAUAUAGAGAUGUAUAUACUGAUGUGUAUAUAACAGCCAAAUUUCAUUUCAUUGUUGGAUUUUUUUUAAUUGACGUCCCUUUCCUUAUAUAUAGGCUCUACUUCUGUAUUAAGUACAAGGUGAUCCUUACCCUGGUCAUAAAAAAUGUCCUGUUUCUUCUAUUCCGAUCAUUCAAGCUUAAUGAAUAUCGGCUUGUGGAAAAAGAAAAACAUAAGAAGAACAAAAGUAAUUUCGAUUUUCAAUUUUACACCAAUGAGAAUGGAGAUAGUGAAAGCAAUGAUUACACACAAUAUGAUGAUUUAAGUAGUUCUGAAAAAUCUCAAUUUUUUUAUAAAAAUAAAAAAAGUCUAUUACUAGAUGAUAGAAAUGGUUAUAAAAGAUGGAAAUAUAUAAAGUCUAUACGGACUUUUAAAAAUAAAACAUUUAACGAAAUGAACAAAAUGAAAAGUAAAAAAGAGUAUGUGUUUUUGAAAAAAAAAAAUAAUAAGAAUAAAUAUUUAAAAAAAAAAAAAAAAAAAAAAAUAGACAUAUUAGAUAUAUUUAAAGAAGAAUUUCAAGAAAAUAAGCAAAAAAUGAUUUUAGAAAAAAUAGCAUUAAAAAAUAAAGAACAAGCAAAUAUUAAUAGUGUCUAUUUUGAUAAGUUAGAUAACAGUAUAAGUAGUGGUGCUUAUGAAAAAGGAACAAAUAAUUCGAUUAGUAGACAAAUUAAUAAUAGUGAUUUAUAUAAUAAUGAUGGUUAUGAUAAAUUUGUAAAAAAUGGAGAAAAUGAAGAUUCAAAAAAUAGUACAAAAGUUAAAUUUAGUUGGAGAGAAAAAAUAGAAUUAAGAAAAAAAUAUAAAACUUUUAUAAAUUUAAUUUAUAAAUUAAAAUAUAAAAGAGAAAUUCCAAUUUAUAGAAUAACAAUAAUGGAUCAUAUUACAGAAUUAUACAAUUUUUUAUUUAAAAAAAUUAACUGUUCAAAUUAUAUAUUUUUUGAUGAUAAAUUAGUAUUUUCCUAUUUUACAAAUAUGAAAUUUAUGUUAAUAAUAUUUUUAGAUUAUUUAUUAAAAAUUGGGGUGACUAUAUUUUUUUUAUUUAUCUUGCUAAAUAAUCAUACAUUUAUAAAUAAGCACAAUAUAAGCUAUUUCCAUGACAUACCAAUAAUAAAUAAUGCAGCCCAACCAUUAGAAUUUCCUCAAAGUUUUGAUCUAUCCAAAUAUCCAAAUAUUCAAGUACCAGAAAAUCCAAUAAAUAUAAAAUACAUAAAUAAAGACAUUGGGAAUGUAGGUAGUACUAAUGUAACAGAAACAAUACCUGGGAUUAUUCCAAAUGGCUAUCUUAAUUUAAAUAUUCGAGACAAUAUUUUCACAUUAAAAUGGAGUGAAAUUUUUAUAUAUGACAAAAUAUAUUUAUAUGCUUGUAUGGCAUAUUUCGUGUUAUAUUUUAUAUUACUUAUUAAAGCGUCGACAUUUUUUGAUGUCCUAUUUGCAGCUAUAUUUAAUACUAUAAGGAAUUUGUCUUAUUAUUUUUCCUUAAAACAAUUUAUUUUGUUUUUUUAUACUUUUAAUGGGAAUAUAUAUAAUAAAAAUUAUAUAUAUCAGGAUAUGAGCAUAAGAAAAUUAAAUUCCCAUUAUGAGUAUUAUUUUAUUCUCUUUUUUAAUAUACAUUAUUUUAUAUCAUUUAUUAAGCAUAUUUCUUUGUAUCUUCGUAUUUUGUUCAAUUUUAAGUAUGUCUAUUACUAUAGGAAUAUACCAGCUGGGGAAGACAAAAGAAAAAACGAAUUACGAUAUUCUAUCAGUUCUCAUAUUUUAUUUUUGUUGUGUAAAUAUUCCUAUGCCCCAGUAAAUUUAAAUACUUUGUUACUUGGAGAAAAUAUAUUAAGCAAUAUAAUUUUAAUUGACAACAUAAACGGUUUUACUUGGGUAAAUAUAAUAGUAGUUAUAUUAUUUAAAGGAAUACAAAUAUUAAUGACAAAAGUAAAUUAUUUUUUAAUUGGACUUUUCCUCUUACACAUUAUUUUAUAUAUUGCUUAUGCAAUUCAUGCACAAAUAUUAAGAUAUAUAAUUCUUAGAAAAAUUGAAAUCCUUUUUGCUUUUAAAAAAAUAUUAAUAUCAAAUUAUGAGGAAAUCCCUCUUGUUCCUGAUGAUAAUUCUUCUUAUAUUACAUGUAGAGAUAUUUUAAAAUAUUAUUCCGAAGAGGGUUUCUUUUCUUCAGAAGGCAAUAUUAUACCAAAUUUUAUAUGA